Helianthus annuus (common sunflower) is the source of this 2992-nucleotide messenger RNA. Its product is annotated as peptidyl serine alpha-galactosyltransferase. Gene Ontology annotation, molecular function: glycosyltransferase activity. Bases 269 to 2728 code for a protein of 819 amino acids. NCBI's taxonomy places the organism in Eukaryota, Viridiplantae, Streptophyta, Magnoliopsida, Asterales, Asteraceae. The record is from RefSeq and is a predicted model, not a curated record. The transcript is spliced from 8 exons.
AUGCAACGGAUCCUUCAUUUCUUUGUCUUUGACUUUCGAACUCGUCAUCCACGUAUUUUCACAAAUCUGUAUAAAUAAUCACAUCAAUGGUGCUGGAGCAGUUGAAAAUCAAAUCAUUCACCCCAAUUUUCAAUUCAUACCCGCUUCUUCUCCGUCACUACCCCUUCAUCUAUAAAAUACCAGAAAAUAAAACAAACUCAUCCUUUGACUUUCUAAAAGUCAUGCGAUCCAGAUCUCCAAUACCCCAUUCAUCAUCUCAAACUGCCAUAUGAAUGAUAUUAUGAUGGCAAGCUUUUUACCCGUAUUGUUGGUAUUCUGUUUGAUCAACGUCGGGUCGGGUCAAGAAGCCCCGUACAGGAUCCACACAUUGUUUUCAGUUGAAUGCCAGAAUUACUUCGACUGGCAGACGGUGGGCCUGGUUCACAGCUUCCGGAAGGCCCGUCAACCCGGCCCGAUUACCCGUCUUCUUAGCUGCACUGAUGAAGAGAAGAAGAAGUAUAAAGGAAUGAACUUGGCUCCCACUUUUGAAGUUCCUUCUAUGAGUAGACACCCUAGAACUGGUGACUGGUACCCUGCAAUUAACAAACCAGCAGGAGUUGUCCAUUGGCUCAAACAUAGUAAAGACGCACAAAACGUUGAUUGGGUUGUUAUACUGGAUGCUGAUAUGAUUAUCAGAGGCCCAAUUUUACCAUGGGAGAUUGGUGCAGAGAAAGGCAGACCCGUUGCUGCAUAUUACGGGUACCUGGUGGGAUGCGAUAACAUACUUGCCAAAUUGCACACUAAAAAUCCUGAACUAUGCGAUAAAGUCGGUGGGCUUUUAGCCAUGCAUAUAGACGAUCUUCGGGCCUUAGCACCAAUGUGGCUUUCUAAAACAGAGGAAGUAAGAGAAGACAAAGCCCAUUGGGCCACAAAUAUAACCGGUGAUAUUUAUGGCAAGGGAUGGAUCAGUGAGAUGUAUGGAUACUCAUUCGGUGCAGCAGAGGUGGGACUUCGACACAAAAUUAACGAUAACCUAAUGAUCUACCCAGGAUAUAUUCCACGAGAGGGUGUUGAACCUAUUCUUAUGCAUUACGGGUUACCGUUUUCUGUUGGAAACUGGUCUUUUAGUAAACUGGAACACCAUGAAGAUGGUAUUGUUUAUGACUGUGGGCGGCUUUUUCCCGAACCGCCUUAUCCUCGAGAGUUGCGAGCAAUGGAAACUGAUCAAUACAAACUAAGGGGAAUGUUGCUGAAUAUAGAAUGUAUAAAUACACUAAAUCAAGGUCUCAUGUUACAACACGCAGCUUCCGGCUGCCCGAAGCCAAAAUGGUCAAAAUAUCUGAGUUUCUUGAGAAGCAAAAACUUCAAUGAGAUGACUGGACCAAAAGGUUUGACACCUCAGAGCCUGCAAAUAAUGGAAAUACACCAUGAAGAACAACACGACGAAUAUGAACCUGCAAAACCAGAUACGAAAAUCCACACGCUUUUCUCCACAGAAUGUACUCCGUAUUUUGAUUGGCAAACCGUUGGUCUGAUGCACAGUUUCAACCUAAGUGGACAACCGGGAAAUAUUACGAGGCUCUUAAGUUGUACAGAAGAAGAUCUGAAACAAUAUAAAGGCCAUGAUUUGGCUCCCACACAUUACGUCCCAUCUAUGAGCCGUCAUCCAUUAACAGGCGAUUGGUAUCCAGCUAUAAAUAAACCUGCUGCAGUGCUUCAUUGGCUUAAUCACGUAAAAACUGAUGCAGAAUAUAUUGUAAUUCUUGAUGCGGAUAUGAUCUUGAGAGGACCGAUUACACCAUGGGAGUUCAAAGCAGCACGUGGCAGACCGGUUUCAACUCCCUAUGACUAUCUUAUUGGAUGUGAUAAUGAGCUGGCAAAACUCCAUACAAGCCAUCCUGAAGCAUGUGACAAAGUUGGUGGCGUGAUAGUGAUGCACAUUGACGAUCUCAGAAAGUUUGCAAUCUUAUGGUUGCAUAAAACAGAGGAAGUCAGAGCCGACACUGCUCAUUACGGGAAAAAUAUAACCGGAGAUAUCUAUGAAUCUGGUUGGAUUAGUGAAAUGUAUGGUUAUUCUUUUGGUGCAGCAGAGCUGAAGUUGCACCAUGUUAUAAGCGACAAGAUAUUAAUAUACCCAGGGUAUGUUCCUGAACCUGGUGUUAACUAUCGGGUUUUCCACUACGGGUUAGAGUUCAGUGUCGGGAACUGGAGCUUUGACAAAGCGAACUGGAGAACCACUGACAUGGUCAACAGAUGCUGGGCCAAGUUUCCCGACCCGCCUGACCCGUCAGAAGCUGACCAAACAAAUGUCGACACGCUCCAACGUGACUUACUAAGCAUAGAAUGCGGAAAAACGUUGAAUGAAGCUCUUCUGUUGCACCAUGAAAGGAGGGGGUGUGGUGACCCGAAUUCCCUGGGCCCGCCAGACCCAGAAACGGUCAAUGAAGACAUCAUGGCUAGCAAGUUUGACCAAGUUGAUGAAAUUAAUCAUGUAACAAGUAAUACGUCUGCAUCGGUAGUGGAUUUUUCUGCGGAAUCCAACCAAACGUUUCUUGAUUUUAGAUUUUGGAUGAUAUUUUUAUGGGGGUCGUCGGUUUUGGGUGUUGGGUUGGUGAUGAUGGUGAUACUUAGAGGGCGUAAAGGGAAGAAAAGAGGCAAAGGUUUAAAGAACAGGAGAAGAUCAUCACAUCCAGGGUUCUGGGACAAUACUGAGCAAGAUAGGACCGUUCAUGGUGCUGACGUGGCUUGAAAACGUUUAGGAUAAUUUGGUGAAAUGGUGAAUGAUUGAACAUUAAUUUAGCAUAUAUUGGGGGAUGGUUCAAAGUACUGAAAUCUUGACGAGAAAUGUGUAAUUUGUUGUAAUGUUAGUUUACAUCCAGUUUUAAGUCUGGAGAAUGUAGAUUUUGGUUGAAAGUUGAGAUUGUAAGAGUUAAAACGCAUAAUACCAGGGAUGAAUGUUUCUAUUGUGAUCUGCAUUUUAUCUUUUAUAGUGUGUGUUAAGCAUUCUGUUGAA